This is a messenger RNA of Lutra lutra (Eurasian river otter), 1613 nucleotides long. RefSeq names its product translation initiation factor IF-2-like. The transcript is spliced from 4 exons. The coding region runs from base 24 to 1613 and encodes 529 amino acids. Lineage: Eukaryota; Metazoa; Chordata; Mammalia; Carnivora; Mustelidae. The record is from RefSeq and is a predicted model, not a curated record.
CCGUGACCUCCAAGGAACGAGUCAUGCUACGCACACGCGGACGGGAAUCCGGGUUGGUGCAGGCGCUCGCACACUGUGAACCAGCCGCGGUGGCCCGGACGCCCUGGACGCCCCACACCCUGUCGGGCCUGCGCCCGGGGCGGGAGCCCAGCAGCGCCCACGGGGCCCCGCUGCCGAGGGCUGUGAGCGCCCAGAGCAUUAGUCACCGAGGGCGAACAGAGCGCGGGGCCGCCCCGAAGCCCCUGGCCCGGCCCGAGCGGACAGCACUCCUAGCCCGCAGUCCGAGCGCACGCACGUACGGGCGAACCCCUGUCUUCUCUCCGACGCGAGGCCGUGAUAAACACGGGGCACCGGACGCACCGACGUGCCGGGCGAGGAGGCCGGAGCACGGAGGCGGGGAGGCCCCGGCGAGCGGACGCCGGCUGCGGGCUGGUGCCGCCCUCGCGGCGGGGCCGCCGUCCCGGCUCUUCUCGCCACCGGGUCUCCGACGCGCGUCCGCUCCCCUGCGCGUUCGCCCCCCGGACGCUCCCUGCCCCUCGGGCUCCCCCGCCGCCGCCGCCCGCGUGCACUGGAAGACGCGCAGGGAGCAGAGUGCAGGCAACGGGCCCCGGGCUAACCUCGCAGGCCGCCGCAGCUCUCUCGGGAAAGCGAACCCCGCCGAACCCUCGCUCCCGGCCCCAGCGCCAGACGCAGGGCGGGCGCCCACGGCCCCCAACUUCCAGCGCGCACCGAGUCCCGGGGAGCCCCCGCCCGGCACCCCCAACCGCCCACACCCCGGGAACGGUGGCUGCCGGGGACGGGGGUGGGGGCGCUGGGGACCCCGCCCCCCCACACCCCGAGAGGGGCGGCUGCCGCGGAGGGGGGUGGGGGCCUGCGGGACCCCCGCCCGCCCACACCCGCCGCCGGAACGCGCCGUGACAGGAGGGACCGCCCCACCGGGGCCGCGGGCGCAGCAGGUGGAGGCCGGCUCCCGCCACCCCACCCCCCCCGCCUGUCAACUGCUCGGAGUAGGGGCGGGGGUCCGCGAGCGCAGCCCCCGGCCCGCCCGGCCCCCCGCCCUGGCUUCCGUCCGCCCGCGGGGGAGCGCCGCGGCCGCGCCUCAGCGGGUGGGGGAAGGGAGCGGCUCCGGCCCCCGCGCCCCCCGGCCCCCGGCCCCCACCGCGCUGCUCACCUGGCGGCGGCCCUCCCCGCCCGCCGCGCUGCCCGCCGCCGCCGCCGCCGGUCGCCGCCGGAGAGUGGGGACAGGGUUCCUGUGCUCCCUCGCGGGGCCCGGCGGGCUCCUGCCCCGGACUGCCGCGCCGGAAAGCGUGCGUUCCGCCCGUCGGCCUUGCCCGAGGGAGCUCCGAGCCGUCCGCACGUGCGACCCCGUGUCCCCAGCGGGCGAGCGCAUGGUCCGAGCUCCAGGGGCGCCGCGCCACCCGGUCCGGAGUCCCGGCGUGCGGAGGGGAGCGCGCGCGCACGGUGCCACGCGCACGGGCGCACGAUGCCCCGCGCCUUCCGGAGACCCGGGGCCGGCGGAGCGGUGCGGGCGGCGCCCCAGCGGGAGGCCGAGGUCGCACGCGGAGAGAGGGCGGGCCGGCAGGGAGGAGCCGGCCGGGUCUGGCCGGAUUUAG